AUGUCAUUUGAAAUAACGUUUUUAGGUGCUAGUGGUGGUCCAUUAGAGGGCAAUACAUGUUCACUACUACUUAAAUCUACAGAUGUCACUUAUCUGGAACUUUUGGAAUUGGAAACUGGCGCUGAAUCUGAGGGUGGCAACAGCAACAGCAACAGCAACAGCAGCAGCAGCAGCAACAGCAACAGCAAUACAUACAAGACCAACACAGAAGAGCUACUUUGCAUUGAUGCCGGUUCAGGUAUGGGUAAGCUCACAGAAAUCAUAUAUCAAGAAAGCAAGUACCAUCAAUCAGCAUGUAACUUGCUAAAUUACUAUUUCGAUUCUGAACCUAUUGACUAUUAUUACCACCAGGAUGUCAAGCGUAUAGAACCAUUUGUCAAUUUCAACGAAUACAACACCAUCACAUACUCCAAACUUUUGUUCAACAAGUUGAACAAUUUUCUAAUAACUCAUCCGCAUUUGGAUCACGUGUCAUCAUUGGUGAUAAACUCUGCUGGUUUCACGGUAAAUAACCCACCAAAACAAGUUUACGGAUCCAAAUACACAAUCAAUUCGCUCCAACAGCACUAUUUUAACGGGAUAGUGUGGCCCAAUAUGCCGAGCUUUGAUAUUCUUGAAUUGGCACCGUUGGAAUUUGAUAUUACCCAUAAAAUAGGCAAUUAUGACGUACAAAUGUUUCCAGUAAGCCAUGGUGAAUUAAACAUGAUUGAGAGUAAAAAAGGUGGGAGGCAUUCAAGCAUUACUACGAUACCUGCAGGAGUUAAUGAAACCCACUAUACAAUGGCUUCAACCCAUCGGAAAAGCUCUGAUCCCGAUGUGCAUCAUUACCAAUCCACGUCAUUUUUGAUAUCGAAAAACGAUGCGUAUCUACUUGUGUUUGGCGACUUUGAAAGUGAUAUGGUUAGUAAACUACAACGCAACUUGAAGAUUUGGCAAAGCGUGGCGCCGUUGGUGCUAGGGCACAAAUUGAAAGGAGUGGUUUUGGAAUGUUCAAAUGCAAAAGAAACUGAUCCAAACAAAUUGUAUGGACACUUGACUCCAAAGCAUGUGAUUUACGAAUUAAACCAAUUGAAUCAGGAGUGCAAGAAGCUAGGGGGUAGUGACGUGGAAGUACCGUUGAAGGGACUAAAUGUCAUAAUCAACCAUGUUAAGGAACCAAUACUUUCCAAUAUCCGUGAAAUUACUGAUCCUAGAAAACACAUUUUAACCGAUUUGAACAAGUACAAUCAAGAGCAAGGGUUGGGGUGCCAUAUAUCAAUCGCUCUAAGUGGAACUACUAUAGUUUUAUAG
Molecule: messenger RNA, 1290 nt
Organism: Lodderomyces theae
Lineage: Eukaryota; Fungi; Ascomycota; Pichiomycetes; Serinales; Debaryomycetaceae
Gene: PDE1
Product: 3',5'-cyclic-nucleotide phosphodiesterase PDE1
Exons: 1
Coding region: 1-1290 (429 amino acids)
Biological process (GO): cGMP catabolic process; cAMP catabolic process; negative regulation of glucose mediated signaling pathway
Molecular function (GO): 3',5'-cyclic-GMP phosphodiesterase activity; 3',5'-cyclic-AMP phosphodiesterase activity
Source: RefSeq, a predicted model, not a curated record